Molecule: messenger RNA, 6339 nt
Organism: Bemisia tabaci
Lineage: Eukaryota; Metazoa; Arthropoda; Insecta; Hemiptera; Aleyrodidae
Source: RefSeq, a predicted model, not a curated record
CUAACCUAACCUCAAACUUCAGUAAUCUGUUGGUUGUUGUGAAGUGUUUACCCGAAAUUUUCUAUUCACGUGCAAGUGUAAGAUCAGCGGAAAAGAAAUCGAGGGAAAGCUAUGCUGUAGAUAAAACAUUGAAAUUAUCAAGAAACUCUCAAGAUGGGGCUGUCAGAUCUUAAAAUCACAGUUAAAUCCAUAUUAACUUCAUCACAAAAACCGCUCACUCCUCGUGAACUACUCAGAGAUUUUAAAGAGAUAGAAGGAUAUGACUUUCCGUACCAGAAACUUGGCUUCUCUGAUUUUUUACAAUGUCUGCAAAGCCAAGAUAUGUCAGAUGCAGUCAAGGUUCAGUAUCAGGGAGGUGUCCAAGUUCUUGUGCCAGUUCUCUCUGAGAAGUCGAAACACAUCGAUGAACUAGUCAUGAAACAAAAAAGUAAACAACCAAGAAUUAGAUCGAAAAGACCCUCGAUGUCAAGGAGAAUCGGAGGGCCUCCUCGAGCUAGGCCCCCUCGAUUAUCUACUCGUCCUCCAAGAUUUGAUUCAAAGCCGUUUUCAUCUUCCUCCAAUUAUCAGUCAAGUUCUUACCGGCCAUCAUCCUACUCCAGUUCCAGUGCAUACAGUCGACCAGCUGCAGCACCCUCUUCUUCAGUUUACUCAUCAAACAAGGCGUAUUCCAGCUCAACAGUGCGUUCUACUUAUUCAUCAGGAAAUUCUGGUCCUCUAACUUCUUCAUAUCAGUCAGGUCAAAGGCCUCAGCCUGCUGGGAGACCUCUCCCUGAAGAGAGAGCUUUUUCAAAAGGAUCUACUUGUCAAUCUUCAUCCUUAAAUUCCACAGGAAAAUCGGAGUCCUUCUCAAGUUCUACCAGGAACUCUUUCUCGGCUCCUUCUUUUCUCAAAGAAAAAGUCGUUGAAUUUAUGAAAACAAGACAACAGGGUGUCAGAGAAGAUGACUUUUACAAUUACUUGUUGACGAGGAGUUUUAGAGAGUGUGGAAUCAAGACUGUACCAGAUCUGUUGAAAUCCUGUUCAGAUAUAAUCGUACAAAGAAAUGGAUUAUACUACAUGAAACAAGCCAGUAAUGGUUCUAGUCAAUCAACCAGCAGCACCAAGCAGCCGUCUCCUGUCCCAGGAGGCUAUGAGGAUGAAGCUUUUGAGGACGACGAUGAGGAGUUCGAAUUCUGUUCAGACGAAGACCAAGACACCGGUCAGUUCAACGGAGAUGUGGCAUGUUCAAAAGUUCCAUCAACCUCAAGUUCUAGUAACGGUCCGAAAAACCAUAUCAACCUCCAGAAUUGCAAAUCCCAAAUUAGUGCUGACAGUUGUGGAUCUGACUCAGGCUGUUAUGAUGCUGCAAAUGAAAAAAUGGGCAAUAGAAUGAGGCACAAUUUCCAAAGUUUACUCGAUGAUCAUCCAUAUGGAAUUAACCUAACUAGUCUGGGAAAUCUCUAUAAAGAAAAAUUUGGUUAUUCAUUUGAUUUUCAAGAUAUAGGUUUUUCAAGUAUGAUAGAAUUUGUCGCCAAUCAUCCGACUAUUUUUUUUUGUUACCGCUUGGAUGAGCACGAUGAUUUUAUUGUAUUUGAUGCCACUAAAGAGAUUCCUGUUCAGUACAAAUUACAGACUCGAAACCAAGGGAAGAACCAAAAAGUUCCACCAGAUAUCCACGAAAACAUGAAACAACUUCUUCGGAGUAGAAAGUCGAGUGGAUUAUUAAGCUCUGAAUUGGAGGAGUGUUAUCAGAAAAAGUAUAGAACCGAACUGAAUCUGAGCUCUCUUGGAUUUGAUAGUGCUAACUCCUUCCUUACUGCUUUAAGUGAUCUAUGUUAUCUCCGACCUGUUGGUAAGAACCUGCGCGCUUACUCGAGGACUUUGAGUCAGGACUCAGAUAGUGAUUCUCCUGAACCUGAUCAUUUCCAUAUUCCUUUGGUCCUGACACAGCUUUUCCCGCCUGAAUGUUGUGAUAAUAGUUGUAAGAUUCCUCCUCAAAAAAUAUGUAGAGAAGAUACUCACCCUGCAGAUGAUGGUAGCAAACUGUUCAUUGAAAUCGUCAUAUCAGAAGUAUAUUCCCCUACCAGGUUUUAUUUCAAUCUCCGCUCAAAAGUUCCAUCCCUGAAUACCAUGAUGGAUGAUUUGGAGGCGUUCUAUAAUGAAGACGAAAAACAUUAUUGUAUGCCUCCCACAACAAUUGCUAUUGGACAAGUAUGUGCUGCCAAGUAUGCAGGGGAUAAUCGAUGGCAUCGAGUUAAAAUUGUAUCAAUUCCAACUCUUCGAGAAGUCACAGUUUAUUACAUGGAUUAUGGCACGUCUAAGAAAAUAGCAAAAACAGAUUUGAGGUUUCUUCACAAAGAUUUUGAAGAAAUGUGUGCUCAAGCAAUUCGUGGUCGAUUAUUUAACUUAAAACCAGCCUCUGGAAAAACGUGGGAAGUUGAUGCCAAUCACCUCUUCUUCGAUUUAACUGAUGACGUGCCUUUAAUGGCAGAAAUAAAGGAAAUCAAAACAUCUAAGAAUGACGAAUUAGAGAUUGACAUGGUGCUUUAUGAUACAAACGGUGAGGAAGAUGUCAUAAUAAACAAGACGCUAGUGGACAGAGGUUUAGCAACAUUUAAAGAUCCCCCACUCACACAGGUAUCCGACGUUACUCGUGACUUCAAUGCGUUAACAGUGGAAGAAUCCGGAGGGCGAGAAUUGGCUGCCUCCUCCAUUUCAUCAGAUGACCCUCAUGCAGCUUCUCAGACGGCAAAUCGGUCGCAGAUUCCCCCUGGCUUUCCGAGAAUUAACACACCUGAACCACUAUUAGAUGGAACAAAUAUUGCUAAGAAACAAUGGAGCUCUGAGAGUCAACAGUGCGGCAUGAGCAACUCUGAGGUUACUUCAGGCAGUCCAAAUGUUUAUGAAUCCAACAAGGAGGUAUUGACAACCCUGAUUCAAAGGAAGGAAGUAACAACUGCAAUUGCGGAUUCAAUCUUUAGAUUUUUGAAAGCGGAAGAAAAGAUGAAGUCUCCAAGUCCAUGUGUCUCCUCAGACACCUCAGCUCUAAAUCGAGAUAUUCAGGGAGGCAGCUCAUACCUAAAUCAGUCUACAUUGGGUCAAAACAUUACCAUUCCGCAGAUCAACCAGCAACAGUAUCCAGGUUAUGCCAAUCCUCUACCAUUUCCAGCUCAACUGUCAAAUAUAAGCAGCCUCCACAAUUUGCAACAGCCCGCUAUAAACUACAUACCUCAGCACCAACCUUCUAUGAACUUUACGCAGUCUCCAUUUAUCCAAAAUAAUCUUCAAAACAUGUACACGCCUACUUCUCCACAUUCGUUGCCUCCACCCGGUUUUGCAAGUCCAACCUUUGUAGCAAAUCAAUUUUCUCACUUGUCAAACAGACAGCCCCCAGUAUAUCAAGUUCCCAAUACAGUUCUGAACCCGUAUCAAACAGCUCAACCAACAAAUCAACAGUAUCCACCAUUCCAGUCUUCGAACAUUCAAAACUUAAAUUCUCCAAAUCUAAAUGUUUGCCUGCCUAAUAUGCCUUAUCUGAGCCUUCCUAGAUCUAAUUUAUGUCAGAACUUUCCAAUGCCCCAAGGAAAUGAGCCCUUAAGCACCUCAAAUCCUUUAGUGAACGCUGCACAAUCAUCGCUCAACCAUCCUCUGGUUCAGAACUCUGAAAGAGCAUCUGCAUCAGAUUUUGCAUCAACCACGGUUCAAGUGCCAGAAUUAGAACAAGCAAUCUCACCUAUCCGAGAAUUGAAUAGGACUGUCUCAUCCAUCCCAGAGAAUCCAGCUACUUGUGGAGCACCAUUUAUGAUUUCUGAGGAUGCCUCGAAAAAACAAAGGACCAUCACUCAUUCAAAUCAUCAAACCAGCACGCCCCUGCCUGGUGAAAGUCCCUCAUCUAAGAAGGUGGAAGAAAUCAUGAAUCCUGCCGUAACAGAUAUUUACAAAAAGAUUGCUGAAGAAUUGGUACAAAAAGCAUUAAAGCAGAGUAGCAUUAUGUCUGAUUCUAAUCAAACUUCUAAAACAGUGAAUAAUACUGAAGAAUCCAAAGAUCCCCGAGAUGUUGGUAAUUUACUUCAUUCACUAUUUCCUCAACUUGAGUCUAAAGACAAAUCAAAAUUAAAGGAGAGUAUAAAACUGGAAGUAAACACUGCAGCUGAGGAUGACCGUUUGUCUUCAGAGGAAAUAAAAGAACCUCAGAUUAAUCAAAUCUCCUCCACUUCAACCGAAGAUCUCGAUAACUUAAAACCUAUCGCUCACCCGAGUAAAUCGCACAGCACUAAACCGGUCGGUAUCAGUCUCCCUCGAAGGCCAUCUAAAAAAACCACUAAACCAGCAGUUGCAUCAGAAGAUUGUAACAGAAAUUCGUCAGUAGCUACGACCUCACCAAGUUCUGUGGACAGAAACAAGAAGAUUAUUGAGAAAAUCGUUGUUUCAGACAAGAUGCUUCAUUUGCUCAUGAUAGACGGAACUCCUCAUAUCAUUACAGAUGAAUUUGUGAAACUCUACACACCUUUCUCUACACGUCAAUCUAUAGUGAGGUUCCUUGAAUUGCAAUAUGUGGAAUUGCCAUUUUUAGACUAUGACAUUUCAAAGCUUCCUGCAAAUUUACCACCGGAAGUACAAUCUACGCUCACAAUUUUCCAGCAGUUUGACAAGAUUGAUAUUUUGCCCCUGAAAUAUGUACCAGAACUUCUUCAGUAUAUAAGGAAACUAAGAAAUGAUGUGGUGGAUGAUGCUUUAAUAGGAGCUUUUAAUGUAUCAUUGGAACAAUUUGGAUUGUCUGGCUGAUUCCGUUUCCUUUUUGUGAAAAGUUUCCAAAGUAAUUUUUGUUUGAAUUUCAGUCAAUUUCCUGACCUGUUUUAGCCUUUAUGUAUGAAAUCUGUCAUUCCACAAAUAAACAUCGAAGGAGUGUUAUACACUACUCUGAUAAAUAAUGAGGAAAUAUCAAGUUUGUAUGUAUAGACAGUAUGAAGGUUCCAACAUAAUGUUAGAGUGUAGAUAAUUAAAAGAAUAUGCGUUUUUGUUGCAAAUCAUAAGGUUUCUUAUAAGAAUUACUGCCAGUCAACACUACAUACAUUCUUUCAUUUUGAUUUUUUUUUUUUUUCCAAGGACAUCGGUUGACUGACUUGUAUACUUUUUAACGUCUGUUCUCUUUACCUCUUACUUCUUUAUUUAAAUUGUUACCUGAGAAUCAUUAUUUUCGUAGUACUUAUAUUUUUCAGCUGUCUGUGAUAAAUUACUCAUGACGCAGAUACAAUUUAAUGUGUUAUUUUGUGCCUAACAGCACUCUAAUGUUUGUAAAUAUGUCAACAGUUAUUUUCACUUAAGGAUUACAUUUUUUGUUCUACUUCAAAAAUCUUGACCUGGUAAUUUCUCCUUCCUGUUGACACUCAAGUUAAAAGAUAAGGGUACAUUCCCAAGCCUGAAAAUUGUUAAAAACUUCCAUUUGCACAGUACUUUGUAUUUAUCGUAUUGUCAUUUUCACGUAUGUUUACUACUGGCAGGCUAAUUGUAGAAUGAAUUAAUUUGGGAGUUACAGCAAGCGUCAGCUGACAGAGUGUCCUCAUCGAUACUCGCUAGUAGGUAAUGUUUACCUUCCAGUAGCAUCACUUAAGUUUGAGCAAUUCUGUAUUAAGUUAAUGACAAAAUUUUGCUCAACUCGAUGUUGAGAAGCAAUGUUUUCUGAUGGAGGAGGCUUUAAAUAGAGUAUCAGAAGUAGGAAAAAGUAUCAAACCUCCUGAUAUCAGUAGUUCUACUUUUUCUAGUUCAAAUCCUCUGCAGUUACACAUCUGAAAGAAAAAUUGGAGUAGUCAGUAGCCUACAUAUUUUAUAUUGAAACCAAACCCUCCCCCCCCCCUCUCUCUCUCUCUCUCUCUAAACCCAUGUAGUAGUUAAAAUAAUUCUACAAAUAGCUUGCCAGUAUAUCCAUAUCUUUUGUCUUUAAUUUCAUGUUUUGCUUUGUUUUGAUUCUUUCUCUUUUCUUUUUAUCCCCUGCUUGGAAGAUUGACUGAUGUAAUGUAUUCGAAUGUCAAUAUGAAAUCCAUAACAUGAGCUGAUAAACUUUAUAAUCUCAUCAAAUAAGUGAAACUAAUCCACCAUGUUCAAAAUCACAGCUCCUCUGUUUCAAAUCAGAAUAAUUUUUUGUAAUUGCUUUUCUGCAGGUGCGAUUUAACCUGAAAAUAUUUCUCCUAUUUUUCAUACACCACUUUUGUUCUUUUGGGAAAAUCUCCUUUCAUAUGAAUAUUUUCUAUUUUUUAAAUUUUCAGAUUUUUCUUCUUUCUUUUCAUCAUUUUUGGAAGUCAAUUUAAGAAUGAAAAAUAUUUGUGCUUUCAUCUCAGUAAAAUACCUAUUUCUAUUUUUAUA